AUGAACGAUAGUAACGUCUCUGGUAUGGUCUGGGAAUCGGCUGUUCCGCCAUCGUUGCAAUUUGCUUUUGGAGUAACUGGAAACAUUACUGCUUUAUUAAUAUUAGUUUGUUCAUCAACGACACACAAAUGGCAGACGUUCUACAAACUUGUUGCAGGACUAGCAUUAACGGAUGGCGGGGGCAUUCUGCUUAUGUAUCCGCCCAUCCUAGCUCGAUAUGCAACGGAUUUUACCUUUCACUUUCCAGAAAAUUUGUGUGCCUACAAUUCUUUUCUUACUCCUUUCACUAUUUUAUCGUCUGCUUUGAUUGUCUGUGCUAUGUCCAUAGAUCGCUUUAUGGCUGUCUAUUUUCCUUUCUACUACAGGGGUGACAGAAAGCGCGCUGUGUUUGCGCUUCUAUUCAUAUGGACAGGUGGAGCCUUGAUUUCCAGCCUACAUCUAAUGGGACUGGGCUCAGUCUACUAUUUUUAUCCGGGUUCUUGGUGUUUCCUGAAUUUCGUCAGUGACGAUACUUUUGACCGUGUGAACGCCUCUAUAUACUCAGGUCUGGGACUACUGGCACUCUUCGUGACAGUGUUCCUGAACAUCUCAGUCAUAGCGGCGCUUGUAAAGGGUUUUAAUCAUACUGAAGGUCAUCUCCGUCGCGUCAAAAAAGAUGUCUACAACAUCGUUUUUCUUUCUGCUAUUGUUCUUGUCUCGGGACUUUGCUUGACUCCAUUAAUGUGGAGAAUAUGUUCUAUUGCCUGGAAAUUAAGCAGUGAAAAUCAGGGAACAGAACUUCUUGUUUUGAGAUUAGCUGUAACUAACUCCAUAGUGGAUCCAUGGAUUUAUAUACUGCUGCGGAAGGAGACAGUAAAAUACCUUCACAAAAAACUAGUGCAGUGUAAAUAUUGUGUUGAUCAGAACUAA
Molecule: messenger RNA, 909 nt
Organism: Saccostrea echinata
Lineage: Eukaryota; Metazoa; Mollusca; Bivalvia; Ostreida; Ostreidae
Product: prostaglandin E2 receptor EP4 subtype-like
Exons: 3
Coding region: 1-909 (302 amino acids)
Biological process (GO): cellular response to prostaglandin E stimulus; negative regulation of inflammatory response; positive regulation of cytosolic calcium ion concentration
Cellular component (GO): plasma membrane
Molecular function (GO): prostaglandin E receptor activity
Source: RefSeq, a predicted model, not a curated record